Molecule: messenger RNA, 11665 nt
Organism: Cinara cedri
Lineage: Eukaryota; Metazoa; Arthropoda; Insecta; Hemiptera; Aphididae
Source: the annotation of a GenBank genome assembly
GUCAUUAUCUACGUUUUAUUAUAUUUCGAUCCAGAGUUUUUUGGUGCGAAUUCGCGUAUGUACUUUUAUUUUUAGGCCUUUACGACUGAUUUCCCUCGUUCGAAAAAUGUAAUCAAUUUUCGACUGUCUCCCGAAACUAUUCACCACCAGAUAAAUAUCCCAGCUAUAUUUUCUUGUUACGAAUUGUUACCAGUGUUCAGAUAACAACCCGCGUCUAGGCAGCAAUGGAAUGCACCAGCAUUGGUACAGUUUCUACAAGCUCGAUAUUCGCCAUUUGACAUUUGACAACACAUAAAAUCCGGUAAGUCUUAAUUUAUUGUCAAGCUAUUUCCUAGAACGCUUCGUAUCUAGCGCACAUCACAAACUUUUCGCAAUAUAAAUUAACGUUUCGAUUCAUUUACGUACUAAUAUUAUCAACAUCUUUGGUUAUGGUAGGAAAUUUGAGUUCUAAUACUGUGUAUUUUUGGCAAUUAUUAAUUUUAUUAAACAUUCAUUUAUAGUCUUCAGAAUAUACUUAUAUGUACCUAUAUUCAUAAUGCAAUUACCAAGGUACUUAUGUUUACAAAAUCAUGUUCAUAAGAAUUGUCUAUAAAAUAUUUAUUUUGUUUCCUAUUCACUUUUAACCACGUUUUUAAGUUGUUAGAUGUCUUCAUAUAAAUUAAAUUAGCCCAAACCUUCUAAUUCAAUUUCAAAAUGAUAACAAAGUAAUUGAUAACCAAUUCAUUACAAUCAAAUAUUCCUAUUUACCUAGGUAAGUAUAUUUCUUAAUUUUUCCUGUACCUUUGAUGGGAUAAUUAAUUUUGCAUUAUUACAUCUUAAUUUGAAUUUUUAACAUACAAUUUAAAUUAAUUUAUUGGGUUAUAAAUUCAAAAUUGCCAAUUUACAUAAAUUUUUAUUCCUGAAAAUGUCAAAUUUCAACUAACCAUAAUAUUUAUCUAUUAUUGUUUCCCAUCAAUUACCUAGACGCUUAAUAACCUAGUAAAAUAUUUUACAUUUUGAUUUUGAUAUGUUUUACAUUAACUUGUUAAUUGUUAUAUAGUUAAAAUGCGCUUUUAAUAUACUAAAUUACUCUUUCAUUAGAAAACGUGGUGUGGAAUAUAUUUUGUUAUUAAAAUUUGUAUACAAUCCGUACUUUUAUCAUAUCUAGUAUUCACAUAAGUUUUAAUCAAAAAUUAUAUUAAUUAAAUAUGAUAGUAUAGGCUAUCUUUGUAAUUCAGGUUGCUUAGUGGUGAUAUGUUUUAAAAUUGAAUUAUAUUUACAUAAAACUUGCUGGAAUUUCACCCAAAAUGAAUUAGAAAUUUAUUUUAGAAAUGUAUAUGUUUAUAUAAAUUUUAGAAUUUUAGUUUUUUAGAACCAUAUAUAGACAUAAUAUUAUAUAGUUAUUGUCCUAAUUUAUUAUCAACCCUUUUAUUUGUAUUUUAGUUACCUAUAGGCUAUAAUUCAAAUUUAGUUAGGUAUACAAUAACUUACAGUCACGUUUAUCUAUACGAGUAGUACCAAUCCAUUAACCAUAAUUAUUAUUGUGACAGUUAAUGUCUAUGCAAUUUUUUUUUAAAUUAAUAACAUUUGUUUUCAGUUGAAUAGUUAAGCAUAAUCAAGAGAAUAUAUUUAAGCCUUCAUUUUCAACUCUGCUAUGUGGUAAGUACAUACAAAUUAUUUUAAUAUUUUUUAAAAAGAAUUAUAUAUUUCAUUUAAGAAAUGGAACAAGUAAUUCUUUUUUUUAUAUUUAUUUCUAUCUAGUAGUUAGGUAAUGAAUCCUAUAAUCACAUAAAUAAAUGAAUGAUUUUUAUUGUUUUAUCAAUUUAUGUUGAUACCUUUAAAUUAAUAUUUUAAAGGAAAUUCACUUCAUUAAAAUUUGUCAUGUGAUAUUUGUAUAGUUAAAUUUAUUAUGUCUUAUAUUAUAGGCAUCGAUGCUGCACAAGGCGGAGAUAAUUUUUUAUCAUUUGCAAACUAAGUAUGUCAUAUAGAACUAAACGUCAACCGAUCUCUAAAGAUGAAUGUCCAUGUAAGUAUUAUUUAAAACAAUUUAAAAAUGAUAGGUUUUAUAUUUUUAAUUUAAUUAUAGUACCGACAAAGAGGCGGAAGGGGCGCCCUUCGACGUUACAGGAAGAAGAAGAAGCGUCCUCCUUAGAUACUCAAAGUGGCUCACGUUCAGAUAUGAAAAUACCAUCAUCAAUUUAUAAUACACGAACUACUACUGAUGCACCAGCAGAAGUAAAUUUUUAUUUACACUUUAUGAUAUAUUUUAAAAGAAUCUUCAUUAUUAAACGCAAUUUACCUUUGUAGUUAUUUCGCAAAGACUUAAUCAGUGCCAUGAAGCUUCCUGAUUCUGAACAGUUAUCUACUGAUGCUUAUUGGAUUAUAAGUGACCAAUGGAAGCAAGAGUGGGAACGUGGUGUACAAGUACCAGUUAAUCCCGACUCUUUGCCAGGAUCAAGUGUUCACGAAGUACCAGUUGUUUGCUUGCAAGCUUUAAUAAAAUCCCCUAAACGUUCACCAUCAUCAAUUUAUCAUUCACAGCAUAAUGAAUUUAAACUGUAUGUAUUACAAAUAUGUAAUUAUCUUCUUUGAAUAUGUUGUUAAUUUAAUAUUUUGUUUCAGGCCAAAACACAAGUAUAUUCGUAUCACUAAAGAUGAACAUUUUAAAACUGAAGAACAUCAGUUAUCACUUUUACCUUUAAAAGCUGAAAAAUCUUGUUCCUAUGAUAUGGAUGAUGUAGAUACUGCAUGGCUAAAAUUGUGUAAUGGUGAAAGAUCGUUAGGAGGUAAUUUCAUCAUAUUAAAAAUAUUAUUAUGUUCUAUUAAUUGUAAAUAAAAUGAUGUUUUAUUAUCAGGUUUACCAAAAAUAAAAGAUGAUCAAUUUGAACGUGUAAUGGAAGAAUUAGAAAUGAGGUGUUGGGAAAAAGUGCAAGCAAUAAUUAAAGAAGAAGAAGGCCUGGGUAUUGAAUAUGAUGAAAAUGUUAUAUGUGAUGUGUGUCGUUCAGUGAGUCAUUAUUAGUACUUAUUUUCCUGAUUAGGUUCAACAUUUGAAAUAUGAUCAAAUGUUGGGUUUUUAUAAAGGUUUCUAUUAUUGCAUAGUUUAAAUAUCCAUGUAGUCUACUAUACAUUUAUUGCUAAUUUAAUAUGCUAACUAGUGUCCAUUAUGUCAUGAAAUAACUAUAUAAACAUUUUUAUACCAUCUUUUUAAUUUAGUAUAGAUAUAAGUUAUUCUGUUUAAGAUUUUAGUGUUAUAUUAAAUAAUAUAAUUUGUAGUAUUUAAUUUUUGUGCAUUUUUACCUCUCUCCCCUCUUUUAAACCUUUUUGGGUAUGUAUAUCAAUAUAUAGGAAUUAAAAACCCAAGGAAAAAUCAUUGCCGCCCCAUGGUCUCUUCUUGCCCAUGCCUUUAAGUAUAAUAUAUUCUUAUCAUGAGGCACAUUGCUAAAAACAACCAUUUAUUUAUAAUUUUUGCUGCGAAUGCAAAUAGGCAGCGUUCUUAAAGUUUCAUAAGUUUAUUUAUUUUUCAUUGAUAUCAUAUAUUUAUAUAAUUAAUGAUAGAAUAGAAAAUAUUUAUUUGAAAUGUAUAAUAAAAUAACAUUAAAAGUAGUAUAUUAUAUUUGAAUUAAAUUGUAUAAAUACAAUUCAUACCAAAAAACAAUUGUUAAAAUUAGUUUCAAUUAUUUUAGUAUAAAACUUAAUAAUUAAAUUGUUUUUGAUUAUUUCUCAUUAGUUUUUAAUGUAGUCUACAACUUAAUAUUAUGUCUUGUAUGAAAAUUACAAACAGUCUUUAUAUUAAUAUUAUUUAUUGUUCUUUAGCCGGACUCUGAAGAUGGUAAUGAAAUGGUGUUUUGUGAUAAUUGCAAUAUAUGUGUUCACCAAGCAUGUUAUGGUAUUACCACAAUUCCAUCUGGUUCAUGGUUAUGUAGAACUUGUACUUUACGUUUUCGUCCUGAAUGUGUACUUUGUCCAAAUAAAAAUGGUGCAAUGAAAUGUACACGGUCAGGCCAUAAAUGGGCUCAUGUGUCUUGUGCACUAUGGAUACCAGAAGUUAGCAUUGGGUGUGUAGAAAAAAUGGAACCUAUUACCAAAAUAUCUAGUAUACCCGUAAGUAUGAUAAUGAUACAAAGUAGAAUACAAUUAACCAAAUAUAAUUAAAUGAUUUUAGCCUAGUCGUUGGGCACUUAUAUGUGUAUUAUGUCGUGAACGAGUGGGAGCGUGUAUACAAUGUUCAGUUAAAACAUGCAAAACAGCAUAUCAUGUUACUUGUGCUUUCAAACAUGGUCUGGAAAUGAGAGCAAUUAUAGAAGAUGAAAGUGCUGAAGAUGGAGUAAAAUUACGGGUUAGUAUUAAACAUUUUGAAUUUUUUUUUUUAAAUAAUAAUAUUUCAUUAAUAAUUUUUCAGUCCUACUGCCAAAAACAUAGUGUUACAAGUAAAAAAGAUAGAAAUUCUGGUUCAGAAGAUGAAGAUUCAACUAAAAGAAAACGUAAAGAUAUGACUUCCGAAGAAAAAAACCAAGCCAGAGCAGCAAAGUAUGUACAUUUUUAUGUAUAAUUUUUAUUUUUUAUAAUUGUCACUUUUUGUUUAGACUUCAAGAAAUUGAAGGUGAAUUUGAAAAACAUGUUAGUGUCAUUGAUGUUACACAAUGUCGAGAUGUUGACAAUGAUGGUAUUGUGUAUAUUUAUAACUAUUGGGUAUUAAAAAGAAGGUCUGGAAAUAAUCGUCCAUUGUUAUUACCAAAAUCUGAUGAUGGUGAUCUUCUUGGAAGACAACAAGAACAAGCAGAUUUAGAAAAACUUAAAAUGUUCGUCCAACUCAGACAAGAUUUAGAAAGGGUAAGCUAUAAAACUAAAAUUAAUUUGACUGUAAUGGUUUACUAUACAAUUUAAUUCUUUUAUUAGGUUCGAAAUUUGUGUUACAUGGUUAGUAGAAGAGAAAAACUUUCUCGGAAUUUACUAAGUUUGCGUGAGCAGACUUUCCAUAAACAAAUAGCCGUGCUUUCGGAUUCCAAGCUUAAUCUUAGUUCAGCAGAAGUAUCAGCCGUCCAAGACGCUAAUCACGGUCCUUCAAUCUAUGAUCGUUUAUACUCUUAUCCUGAUGCUCCAGAUUUAAGUACAGACUUUGAAACUAUGUUAUCACAUAUUGCUGGAGCUGUUUCACCAGAAAAAUCAAAUUACACUAGCAUGAAAUGGCCUUCAAGAGACAACCCAUAUAAAAGGUCAUAUGUCAAUGGAUCUAUUCGAUACUCAAGUAUGUCAAGUAGUAGUGAUCUUGAACUUAAACCUCCUAGGAUAAUUAGUAGUGAACAAUCAAGUAUGGAUGAAGCUAAAUUAAUUAAGUCAGUGUUGAAUAAACAUAAAUUGAAAGAAAAGAGGCUAAAUAAAAAGCGAUCAAAAACAAAACUUUCUACUGAUUCAUCUACAGAAGAAGAAAAUGAUAAAGUUAAAACAAAAUGGAGUACGUCACCUAAUAAAAAAUUAUUGCAAAUUGAAAAACAAUUUGGCAGUGAUGAUAGUGGAGAUGAUUCUUUACCUAAACUUUUAUCUAAACGUCCAACUAAGGUGAAUAAUAUUUAUUCAGACUCAGAUUCUGAGUUGUCAGCUAAACAAGAUGGUCUAUCUGUAACACAAACAAAGGCAGCUGUGAAAGAAUUAACUCAAGGAAAAUCCAAAAAUAAAACAAUAAAAGAUAAAAAUAAUUUGGUUUCUAAAACUAAAGAGACAUCAUUAGACAAAGAUAUUAAGAAAAUUAAAAAAGAAGACAUUAAAAAUAAUCCUACAUUGCCUUCAGAACUUAUUGUUGUACCUCAAAGGCAAGCUGCUAAGAAAGCUACUGAAAGUAUUCAUCGGGUGCAUGGUAAACAUGAUGAAAUGUCAUCUGAAAAGAAAUCUCCAGAAAAAUUGUUAGUAAAUAAAAAAUCUCCUGAAAGAGUUGGCUCUAAUAUUAAAUCUCCUGAUAAACAACAACCUAUCAAAAUUAAUAAAAUUAAAAACGCUGAAAAAUUAAGUUCAGUAGAAAAAGAAUCUGACUCUCAAGAUUUAUUCUCAUUUGUUCCUCAAAGGCAAGCAGCUAAAAAAGCUAUUCAAGGCAUUAAAAGUGGUAUGACAAAACCUAUAGAAGAAACCAAAGUAUCUGAACCUAUUAAAAAAGAAGAACCAGCUAAGUUAAGGCGUAGUACAAAGUCUUCUUUAUCCUCAACGUCAAGUAGCAGCUCUUCUAGCAGUUCUUCAAGCACAUCAAGUUCAUCUAGUACAUCAUCUUCAUCGGGUUCAUCUACUUCUGAUAGUGAUACAGAACCCGAAAAGAAAGCUAAAACUAUUGAUCGUGUAAGUCCAGUUAAAGAAGUUGGUAAAAUUAAAAGCCCUCCUAAAGCUAAGGGUUGGUUAUCAGAGAAUAAACCUAUAAAGAUAAGUUCCUCCUCUAGUAGUGAGUCGGAUAAAGACCAAAAAGUGAUCAGGGCGCCAGACAAGAAGCUUAAAACUUCCGACAGGCGGCCUGAACACAGGUUUCAGGAUCCGCCACCUAAGAGAGAGGAAUCUAGAAGAAAAUCGAUUGGAAGUGAUAGAUGCGAUACUGUUCAAGUCAUCACAUGUGGAGAUUCUAGUGUCGGGAGUGAUGGAAAUAGAAAACCAAGCGAUUGUGACCACGUUAGAACAUCACCUAGUCAGCCGGACGGAUUUAAGCUUGAAUAUGAAACGAAACAGCCCACACAUGCAGUUGAGGACAAAGAGAUUGAGAAGAAGUUGAAAUUUGAUGAAGGUGAUCAACGGGUUCUUAAAGAAGACCAUGGAUUUAACAAAAAUAUCCAAGAAGUUAAAAAUAAAAAUGUAACACCAGUACAACAUACUUCAGAUAAAGAAAAUAAGAAAACCGAUGAAUUAAACUUAUAUUUACCAAGUGGUCAUCGUCUAAAUGAUCUCAAAGAAGAAAAUUUAUUAAAUUCUUCAUUUUUAACUAGACAAGAUAUUGAAAGGGAAUUAGUUAAUAAUAUUGAUUAUGAUAAGAAAUUCUCCAAAAUGCCAUUUAAUUGUAAUAAUCAUUUUCCUGGAGGUCAAAGAUCUAUAUUUUCUCCACAACAGUGUAACAAAGAUAUUCCAGACUUUGACUUUGAUAACGAUAUGCUUGCUGUUGAACAAGCAGCAAAUGAAGAAGGUUUUGGACUAACAAGAGACACAGAUGUAAGAAAUGCCCCACUGUCUUUUUCAUUUAGCAAUGAAUUCCUCUUUAAAGAUGAUUCUAAAGAAGUAACAGCUAGAGAAACAUUGAACCUUGUUGAAAAGUUAAGGUUGGGAAUCACAAAAAUAUCUGUACCCCUAGAAAAUGAGAAUAUAGAAAAUAUUGAGUUAAAUGAAUCCUCUAAAGUAAUUGAUCCACCUAAACAAUCUGAACCAGAACAAAAAACCGAAAACACACUUUACAAUGCGUAUAAUAAAUUCCAUCAACAGUCCAAUGAAGUAGUUGAUGUGAAUAAAGUCCCGGAAAGAGACAAAUUGGAUAGAAGUGAAAGUGCUUUGUCUGACGAGAGAUGGGUACCACCUAGUCAGCGUAGUCAAGCAGAAUCCCCUUAUCAGGAUAUUAAUGAUGCCAAUCGUUGGUCAGAUAGUGUUGUCAUGCCAUCUAGACGCUCGGAUACAUCAAAUGAACCUUCUCCUGACCAUCGAGACCCAACUACAACAGAGUCAUAUCAACCCGUACAUCCAUUUCCAACAUCUGUGCCAAUGCAAAUGGAUAAUAUACAGUUUUCUCAAUAUUCAGAUCCAUCAUAUAUAUUGAACGCCCCACCUACAAGUAAUCAGUUAUCUUUUAUGUCUUCUUCGCGGGCUUUCAAUCCUCAACAAUUUGCAUUGCCUCAACCAUUUUCAAGCCAUUCGUUAAUGCCUGAAAUUAAUAAACCUUUACAUUUACAAACUCCGUGUACUGCAGCUUUUACUUCAUCAACUCAAAACAUGGCAUUUACUGCAGCCAUGAUAUCUCCAAUGACGCAUCACGAUAAUUUCAUUCCUCCUUUCAACGAUAUGAAUGUGUAUACUGAUAAUAAUCUUUUGAUGUGUGCAAAUAGUAAUAAUUUACCAUUACCAACAGAAUCUGUGAUGCAUAAUGUGCUUAAUACAAUAAGUCAAGCAUCUAAUAUGGAUAAUCAAAUGUCUAAUUUAUCAACAAGUCAAGCUUCUAGAGUGUCUAGUUGUAGCCAAGUACCUAGCAGUCAUAAUUUAAUCCCAGCUUCAACAAAUAACCAAACUCAAAUAAUUAGUGUACAAUCAUCAACAUCAAAUCACCAUCAAGUACCAAUUACUUCACAUAAUCCGACUGAACUAAUACCUGUAAUAUCAAUUUCUAAUAAUCAAGAACCAGUUAUUAGUCAAACUAAAGUAGUUACUAGUGUACAAGUAACAACUCAUGACGUUCAAUUAUCAACACAAACACUUGCACCUACAACAAACCAAGUACCUAUAAGCAAAACGUCUACCCCAGAUGUUUAUACUUCAUCAAUAAGUCAAGUCGAAGUUAGUCAAAACAUCAUUAAUCAAACUCCAGUGCAGACACCAAUCAGUAUUAGUCAAGUAUCUAAUCAAACUGUUCCAAGUAUACCGACUCCUAAACAAUCACCCGCUCUUCCCACAACUCCUUUACCUGAACGAUCUCCUAUGUCUAUUAUUGCUUCAUCUCCUUCAUUUACUAGUUCACCUCAUCCGAACCGAACACCCUCUGAUAAGAAAUCUCCUUCUAAAGCAACUCGAUCUUCGAGUCGUGUUUCUGCUCAAUCUUAUAAAUCUCCCGAUGUAGUUGAUCGAUCUCCUGAGGUUAAAAAACAAAACAAACGAGGGCCAAAACCUCAGUCAAAAAAUUCUGGACGUGGUCGAGGGCGAGGACGUGGGCGUUCAUCAAAUCACUAUGCUGAUUUUAAUCCUGCUGUUAGUAAACUUGCAGGUACUGUCUAUGAUCUUGAUUUCGUUGAAGAGUUUGGAAAUGAUAAUAAUGGUGUUAUGGAAAAUCUUCGGGCAAUGCGAGAACGUAAAAAGUCUGAUGUUAAAGCUGAAAGUAAAUCGCCUGUAUCUCCUAAAAUACAAAGCAGUCCAAAUAAUUAUAGAAGAAAACACGCUAGUGUUAAAGAACUUAAACCGCCAUCCCCAAUUGUAGAAAUCAAUCCUGAUGAUACAACAGCCCAAACGACAAUCGAUGAAUUGUCACCUAUGUUGCCAGGACCAGUCGACAUGAGAACGUAUAAUUCAUAUGAAAAUAUAACAUCAUACUCUGACAACAUUUAUGACACAAAUACCAAUGUUGACGACAAAGUAACUGAUAUGGUGAAUACUUUGAAAGAAGACUUACAGAACUUAUCAAAAUUAUCUGCUCAAGAUAAAGAAAAAGAUAUUGAGGAUCAGUUAAAUUCUUUUGAAGAGCAAAUAAAAACGGUUAAACCACCACUUCCUGUAGAAAAAGAACCAAUAGCUUCUAGUACAGUAUUACAAAGUGAAUCUAGGAAUCAAUUAAAAGUUAAAAUAAAAGGGCCAUUUUUAAAUGCAAAGUACAACAAUGUUCAAAAUCAGCCAAUAUUACCUACAAUUGAUACAUCAGCUAUAAUUAUGAAUAUACCAAGUCAUUCAGUUCCUCCUUCAGAAGCCCCUAGUUUACCAUCAAAUUUCAGACAAAUGAGAAAGAAAGAAUUACUUCGGCAAUAUUGUAACCAACAAGAUAAUAUAGAACAAACAACUAAUCAUCCUAUAGUACCUCCACUAAGCAGAAAUGUCAUUACAAUACCAAAAGCAGUAGCGUCUAUGACAACAAUUCCUACCAAGGAAGACUACAAAGCAGUAGUAGAUGCUAAUAUGGAAAAAAAGCGUACAAAGUAUGGAUUUGAUGAUCCAAAAUCCAAUUGUAUUAACAAUAUUCGUAAAUGUGAAACUAUAACACCCAAGCUCAAAAUCAAAAUUGGUGAACAGCCUAUGGUUACAACAAUGGAAGAAAAGCGGAGUCUUAGACCACCUAAAAAGCGUAUUUGUGAUACUCAAAAUGAUGAAACUAAUCAUUUGAUAGCGCCCACUAUGGAACAGUUACGACGUGAUAGUAUGAAAUUCCGAAAGAAAGUGUUUGCACGUUUUGAAGAAGAUGAUCUAGCUUCUUCAUCAAUUUCAGUAGCUCCUAGUACUGUGAAAAGUAAAAAGAAACGCAGGUCUAGUCCAUCAGUUUCGAGGAAGAAGAAACCACGCAUUAAUAAAGAAAUAUCUCAAGUUCAGGUGAUAGAAGCCAAACAAAGUACCCCUAAAUUAAUUAUUAGAUUUUCAAAAGCUGCACCAGAUGAAGCUGAAGUUAGUGAAGUAAAAGAACCUAAAAAAGCUUCCCCCAUUAAACUUAAAAUAUCUAGAUGUAAAGAAGGAUAUGUUAUGAAACCUCCUAGUAACCAAACCACCACUGAUACUUCAUUAAACAAUAACUGUGAAGUUCGGUGACGGUAAUACAAUUUUUUAGUUUGUAUAUAUAAAAUUAAUCUUAUCAAUGAUAAGUAUUAUGUGUAUGAAAUAUAUUAGUAAAAUGUAAGUUAUUUAUUUAAUUCUAAUUUGUACAUUUUUAUUUAUUUAUUUAUUUAUAUAUAUAAUAUUUAAUUUGAAUUGACAUGUGUAUGUAUAAUAUAAUGUGUAUAUUUGUAUUAUUGAAUUGUUGUUUUCCUCAAUUUGUUGUUAAUUGAAAUAAUAAUAUAAACAAAUGUUCUAUGAAUACUCCAAAUUGAUAUUAUCAUGUUAAGGCCAGCAGAUGUCAAUUAAUUAUAAUUUUGUUAUCUAGUUUAAGUUAAAAUAAAUUUACAUGUUAACGUGCAAUACGUAAAAUAAUGUUAUUUUUUUUUUUAUUUAACUAUUUGUUAACCUUUUUCAUUAAAAUCGAACAAUUUUUUUUUCAUUUUGUACUUGUUAUAUUACCAAUUAUUUUUAAAGUUUACGUUAUUAUAAGUCUUGGGUUGUUUUUUAGCUGUGAUUGUUUUAUUUUUUUGACAACAUGACGAAAUGGUCCUAAAAUAAAUGCUUGUAAUAGAUAGGGUUUAUUCUUCUAUUUUUUCCAAAUUUGAAUAUAUAUAUUUUUUUUUACUUACAUUUUUAGUCAAUAUACAGUUAUUUAGCUUUAAGUAAAUUUAAUAAAAUUGACAUUUAGUCAAAGAUAAAAGAUCUCAAUUUUCACUUUUGUUAGAUUUUAAGAUUUUAUAAUAGAAUUUAAAAUAAAUAAUUAAUAUAUAGGACUACUUUAUUAGCUAAAACAAAAGUCUUAAACUGUUGAUAGAGUAAAAUAAUAUCGGUUUUAAUUUGUAGAUAUUUUUUUUUACGUUUAUGUUUAUAAUUUAAAUAAAGCGUUUUGAUUCUAAAUAAUUAAUGGACGUCUAUGUUUUUUUAUUUAAAAAAAAUAGACAAUCUUAACAUUUUAAGGUAAUCACACAUCGGUAGGUUAAUAUUAAUACAAUUUUUAUAUAAUUGUAUUUUAUAAGUGUUCAAAGUAUUAUUUUAUACCAUGAUGUUUUAAAAUUUCCAUAAUUUUAAGAUAGCUCAACUGGCAGACUUUUCAUAAUAAAAAAAAAAUUUAAAUCUUGUGUGUAAAACUGAAUUAACCAUUUUACAAUUUUAUAGAAAUUAAUUUUUUUUUUGUUAACCAUUUUGUACAAACUAUUCCAUAAUAAUCAUAAUAUAUACAUACAUAUUCUUCUCUAAC